CUCUCUCUCUAUAUAAACUCUCUCUCCUUUGCUUUCUUCCUUUUACUUCACUUAUAAAAAAUUUCCCCUCUUUUUUUUUUUGUCUCUUUCUUUCUUUCAGCGAUCUUUCAAUCAGCCAUGGUCGACCUUCAAACCGUUUGCUGCAUGUGCGGUGACGUUGGUUUCCCCGACAAGCUUUUCCGCUGCAACAAAUGCCGCCACCGGUUCCAACACUCGUAUUGUAGUAACUACUAUGGGGAAUUAUCGGAGAUAGAGCUAUGCGAUUGGUGCCAAAGCGAGGGAAGAAAUUACUCGAGAUCACAUAGCUCCAAUUCGAAGAAAUUAGCGGUGGCCGGAAACGACGCCGGAACCACGACCCGUUCGGAAUAUUCCGGCGAGAAAAUCAAGCACCAUGAUCGUGAUCAAGAGAUGAGUGGUUCUUCGGAGAAGGGGAAGAGCCCCGUGCCUUCGCCGAGAACCUCCACGCGCAGGUAUAAGCUUCUCAAGGAUGUAAUGUGUUAAAAAGAGGAAAAAGAAACAACAACAACGACAACGAAUCCUUAACCAAGAAGAGAAAACGAGUAUAUAUACUAUAUAGUAGUGUUAAUUAGACGUGUCAAAAGGGUUAUUUUUGUACGUUUAUAUAUAUAGUAGUAGCUUUGUAAAGACUUUGCUUAUGCGUGUUCUUCUUGUUUUGUUAAUUUUGAGUGUCCCUUUUCAUCAAGUUGUGAAUAGAAGAUCGAACUAUGAAACUUCAAGUGUUCACUGUA
Molecule: messenger RNA, 749 nt
Organism: Glycine soja
Lineage: Eukaryota; Viridiplantae; Streptophyta; Magnoliopsida; Fabales; Fabaceae
Exons: 2
Coding region: 118-501 (127 amino acids)
Source: RefSeq, a predicted model, not a curated record